This is a messenger RNA of Carlito syrichta (Philippine tarsier), 2578 nucleotides long. RefSeq names its product inositol hexakisphosphate kinase 2 (gene IP6K2). The record is from RefSeq and is a predicted model, not a curated record. Gene Ontology annotation, biological process: phosphatidylinositol phosphate biosynthetic process; inositol phosphate biosynthetic process. Gene Ontology annotation, cellular component: cytoplasm; nucleus. Bases 1052 to 2305 code for a protein of 417 amino acids. Gene Ontology annotation, molecular function: inositol hexakisphosphate kinase activity. NCBI's taxonomy places the organism in Eukaryota, Metazoa, Chordata, Mammalia, Primates, Tarsiidae. The transcript has 5 exons.
UUUUGGUAGAAGUGUAGUUGUGUUUUAUGUUCAGGUAUCUCUUGAUCACAGUAACCCAUAGUCCCCUGUGGGGGACAGUGGGCGAAGACUUUGGGAGGAUUUUACCCAGAAUACUUGCCGCCUGCUUUUUGUCCUCCAGGAAGCCAGAAGCCCGGGUGAUUAGGACAAAGCCAAAGGUCUUUGUUAGCUGGCCAUCUUGCCCCGUUUUUUCCCCUGGUUCUUGCCCCUGUGGCCACAGGGAAGUGUGCUCCCCUGAAUUUCCCACCCAGGCUCCUCUGCACCCAGAGCUGGGGGCCAUCUCAGAAGUGUCGUCUCUCUCUGAGCACGCAUUCCCCUGCAGCAAGAGAGCGGGCAGGCAGCAAGGACUGAGCAGAUUGAGUGAUCCUGGGGCAGAGAGGCCUGGGAGGAAAGUUGUUCAGCCAGUCAUUUGCAAGGCGCUCGUCGGCACCUGCUGAAACGUUCCCACCUGACAGCCCCCUCCUCCUCAAAGACUGACUAAUUAUACAUGACAGGUUCUAGAGACUCCAGGGGGAGAGCUGCUUUCAAGGCUACCACGUGUCUAUGCCCCUUGCCCAACCCUGUCUGCCUUGUGUUUUGUUCUUUUGUGAUGUGAGACUUCAAAGACCAAUAAAAACAUUUGAGAAGGAGAAAAGGCACUGGCCCCUGUGGGAGUGCUGUGGGAAGCCUUUGCUAGGGUGUCUGUUGUGCUGUUUGGUUUGUUUUGUUUGCCCUUUAUUUUGCUUUGCUUACCCCAACUUCCCUUACCCUUGGAUGCUUCUUACCCUCAGGCAAACCUGUGUCCUCCUGUGUUCAGGCUCUGCUUUAAAGCAAGCCUUGGGGCUGUUGGAGUUUCUGUUUAGGGUAUUAAAAAUUCCCACAAGAUACAAAGAACAAUGUUUUAAGUCUUUGAGGAUUAGAAGAGUUACAUAAAAAUUAAUAAACAUUUUCAAUGAUGGAAAAAUGUGUCUUGUAAUUCUUUGGCUCUUGGCUUGUUGAGUGCAUCAGAGAGGAAGACUCUCAGCCAUGUUUGCUCCCUAAUUGCUUGUCUUGUAUGGUGUCAUCUUUUCUAGCUGUUUUGAUAUUUGUUAAGUUUGCAGAUGAGUUUGGGGCCUCUGGCAACAUAGAGACUAAGGAACUGGGUAAGAAAAAAAUAAAUGUUAAAAUCAUGUUAUUUAGAACGCAUCUUCCUUUGAAAUUAAAAGUCCUUUCUACUCCUCGCCCCCUUCCAGGUGUGGUAUCUGUGCGUUUUGAAGAAGAUGAAGACAGGAACUUGUGUUUAAUAGCAUAUCCAUUAAAAGGGGACCAUGGAACUGUGGACAUUGUAGAUAAUUCAGACUGUGAACCAAAAAGUAAGCUCCUAAGGUGGGCAAGCAAAAAACAUCAUGUCUUAGAAACCGAAAAGACCCCUAAAGACUGGGUACGCCAGCACCGGAAAGAGGAGAAAAUGAAGAGCCAUAAGUUAGAAGAAGAAUUUGAGUGGCUAAAGAAAUCUGAAGUCUUGUACUACAGUGUAGAGAAAAAGGGGAAUAUAAGUUCCCAGCUUAAACACUAUAACCCUUGGAGCAUGAAAUGUCACCAGCAACAGUUACAAAGAAUGAAGGAGAAUGCAAAGCAUCGGAACCAGUACAAAUUUAUCUUGCUGGAGAACCUGACUUCCCGCUAUGAGGUGCCUUGUGUCCUUGACCUCAAGAUGGGUACACGCCAGCAUGGUGAUGAUGCUUCAGAGGAGAAGGCAGCCAACCAGAUCCGAAAAUGUCAGCAGAGCACAUCUGCUGUCAUUGGCGUGCGUGUGUGUGGCAUGCAGGUAUACCAGGCAGGCAGUGGCCAGCUCAUGUUCAUGAACAAGUACCAUGGUCGGAAGCUGUCUGUACAGGGCUUUAAGGAGGCACUUUUCCAGUUCUUUCACAAUGGACGGUACCUGCGUCGUGAACUCCUGGGCCCUGUGCUCAAGAAGCUAGCCGAGCUCAAGGCAGUGUUGGAGCGACAGGAGUCCUACCGUUUCUAUUCAAGCUCCCUUCUGGUCAUCUAUGAUGGCAAGGAGUGGCCCGAAGUGGCCCUGGACUCAGAUGCUGAAGACUUGGAGGACCUGUCAGAGGAGUCAGCUGAUGAGUCUGCUGGUGCCUAUGCCUACAAGCCCAUCGGCACCAGCUCAGUAGAUGUGCGCAUGAUUGACUUUGCGCAUACCACCUGCAGGCUGUAUGGCGAGGACACUGUGGUACAUGAGGGCCAGGAUGCUGGCUAUAUCUUUGGGCUCCAGAGCCUGAUAGACAUUGUCACAGAGAUAAGUGAAGAGAGUGGGGAGUGAGCCUUCUGGCUGCUUCAGUACCUGCAAGACUCUCUGUGUCCCAGGCACAGCUGUGCUACAUCAGUGCAGAAGCCAGUAUGGCCAGGUGGUGGCCUCUGCUGCCUGGAGCCGAUGCGCAGUGGCCUCUGUGAGCCCCAGCCUGAGCCAGCCACAACUGUGCUUGGAGUCUUUAUUUAUUUUAACUGUUUCUUCAACAUUCCACAUUUGAUGAUGCAGAUACCUCCUUCUUCCCUGAGUGUAUAUGUUCUAAUACAAAUUUUUUUGUUUAUUGUA